Molecule: messenger RNA, 528 nt
Organism: Laccaria bicolor S238N-H82
Lineage: Eukaryota; Fungi; Basidiomycota; Agaricomycetes; Agaricales; Hydnangiaceae
Exons: 5
Coding region: 1-528 (175 amino acids)
Source: RefSeq, a predicted model, not a curated record
AUGACGAUCCAACGCUUCCUGGUCUCUAUCAGCAUUGAAGAGGAUCCGGGCGUAUUCCUGCUUGGAUGUACGGGCUAUUGCCCAACUCCGCGUACUUCCACGCUUCUCAAACGGCAGCCAAUACGUCUUGGAGCUGAUAUGCGAGGUUCGCAUCGUUCUUCAAAACUUCUAAGAGGGUCUUGGCUUGGUGUGGCCCUGUUCAGGACGAUCCCAAGGGAGCACGAGACUCCGAGCGUGUACGAGAUCAUCGGAGAGGGCGGAACACCUCUCUUCUACGGCCCUCGCCAAAAGAGCCGAUCUUGCUCUGCUUGUGACCGACGUGGAUUAUGGAGUCGACACGGCAGAAAAUGUAUCGGCAUGGAGAGGGUGUGGUCGCAGCAACUAUCUUGCAUUUUGUACAAAAUAUAUGCUGUCCUUCUUUCUAUAACAAUCCCUUCUCCUUCAGUGUCCAAAGUAAAAUUCACACUCAAACUCCCGCGGUAUCUACCUGAUCCGCAGAUCCGGCUGUCCACCCAAAAUUCCUCUUGA